UUGAAGUUUUCUCAAGUUCGAUUCGUACGGCAUUUUUAUACUCGAAAAUUGUCAUAAAUUCUCUUAUUUUAUCAUGCCUACAGUUAUCGGUUUUGAAGGCAGUGCAAAUAAGCUUGGUAUUGGAAUAGUAAGAGAUGGAGUUGUGCUUUCCAACCCUAGAUGUACCUACAUUACUCCCCCAGGACAAGGAUUUAUGCCCAGUGAUACUGCGAAACACCACAGGGAAAAUAUCCUGGAUAUUCUAAGAAAGUCAUUAGAAGAAGCAAAUAUUGAGCCAAAAGAUAUUGACUGUGUUUGUUAUACAAAAGGUCCUGGAAUGGGAGCCCCUCUUGUUUCUGUUGCCGUAGUUGCAAGAACAGUAGCUCAGCUAUGGAGCAAACCAAUAAUAGGCAUCAAUCACUGUAUUGGACACAUUGAGAUGGGACGUCUUAUAACAGGUGCAGAUAACCCUACAGUAUUGUACGUAAGCGGAGGCAAUACCCAAGUUAUUGCUUAUCUGCAGAAAAGAUACAGAAUCUUUGGAGAGACAAUAGAUAUUGCUGUUGGUAAUUGCUUAGACAGAUUUGCCAGGGUUCUUAAGCUGUCAAAUGAUCCAAGUCCUGGAUACAAUAUUGAACAAAUGGCUAAAAGAGGUAAAAAACUGAUUGAGCUCCCAUACACAGUAAAAGGAAUGGAUGUAUCUUUCUCGGGAAUUCUAUCAUACAUUGAGAGUAUGGCACCAGGUCUAAUAGAAUCCGGUGAAUGUACACCAGAGGACCUAUGCUUCUCAUUACAGGAAACAGUCUUUGCAAUGCUGGUGGAAACAACAGAAAGGGCAAUGGCACACUGUGGGUCCAAUGAAGUGUUGAUAGUAGGAGGUGUUGGAUGUAACAAGAGAUUACAGGAGAUGAUGGGUAUAAUGGCAGAGGAAAGGGGAGCAAAAUUGUACGCUACUGAUAUGAGGUUUUGUAUCGAUAAUGGCGCUAUGAUCGCACAAGCAGGAUGGGAGAUGUUUCAAUCCGGACAGACCACUCCUCUUGAAAAAACAACUUGUACUCAAAGGUUUAGAACAGAUGAAGUCGAGGUGACAUGGAGAAGUUGAAUGUAAUGGUUGAAUAUAAUGUCAGAAAUAUUUAAUCAUUGCUUUUGCCUGCUUGUCUGGAAUGUCGAGAGAAAUCUGCUCGUUUACCAAAUAGAGCUUUUGUCAUUUUGGUUGUUCGUUGCUCCAUUCUCUUCUUUCUUUCCUUCCUUCCUUCCUUCCUUCCUUCCUUCUUAAUUUUCGCAAUUGCAACAAAAAUUUGAUUAAAACUACUAAAUUAGUGUACUAAUUUCGCAAAAUCUUUUAUUCGCGCGUAUUAAGCUCUAAAUUUAGCGAUAUUUUUUAGAAAUCGCGAAAAUUAGUAAGAAUAAGGAAUCGAUAUUCAGAAUUUGGUCACUUAAAACAAGAAUUUUUUAAAAUUUCAAUGAAGAUUUUAAAUAAAUUGAAAAUUCAAAUGUCCAACUGGUAAUCCAGCUGACUCGAAUAAUUGGCAUUUGGUUUUCACGUGACCAUCAAAAAGCUAAAAUCCAAAGUAAUCACCCCACAGAACUGUUUGUCGAAUAUUUCGUUCAUAGCAUUAUAAGACAAGCUUACCGAAAAAAUUUUGUAUUAUCGAUGUUUGAUUUUAGAUUUAUUGGGAGUCCAAUUCUGUAACGCAAUCGCAAUUCUGUCACGCAUUUUCAAAGCAUUAGAAAAGGGAAAAUUUGAAUGAAAUAAUACGUUUUUAACUUA
Molecule: messenger RNA, 1750 nt
Organism: Actinia tenebrosa (Australian red waratah sea anemone)
Lineage: Eukaryota; Metazoa; Cnidaria; Anthozoa; Actiniaria; Actiniidae
Product: putative tRNA N6-adenosine threonylcarbamoyltransferase
Biological process (GO): tRNA threonylcarbamoyladenosine modification
Cellular component (GO): EKC/KEOPS complex; cytoplasm
Source: RefSeq, a predicted model, not a curated record